UUAUUGGGCUGCGGACUUCGGAGAUCCCGGGGUGGACUUUGAUGGCUUUUCUGUGAGCUGGAGUAUGUGUAUAUAUAUAUAUGUAUAUAUGUAUGUGUGUGUGUGUGUGUGUGUCAAUCUGCUGCUGCUGCUGCUCCUGCCGUAGACGUCACGGGCAAAAGAUAUCUCGACGGGGCAUGUGGUUCAGCCGUCUAUAUCGAAGUAUAGUAUACACCAAGUCCCACGGCGUGGGUGGGGAAAGACCCGACACUGGUGACUUGGAAGGAGCUUGGUAUUCAACUGCUACAUAUAUCGAAUUCUAGGCAGGUCAUUGGCCGGGUAUCAAUCAGGCGCGAGCGAGAUCGGGUUGGGUUGUAGUAGUAGUAGUAGUAGUAGUAGUAGUAGUAGUCGCUGUGGGGAUAUAUUCGGGGAUU
Molecule: messenger RNA, 413 nt
Organism: Aspergillus fijiensis CBS 313.89
Lineage: Eukaryota; Fungi; Ascomycota; Eurotiomycetes; Eurotiales; Aspergillaceae
Exons: 2
Coding region: 81-302 (73 amino acids)
Source: RefSeq, a predicted model, not a curated record